This is a messenger RNA of [Torrubiella] hemipterigena, 4083 nucleotides long. The record is from the annotation of a GenBank genome assembly. NCBI's taxonomy places the organism in Eukaryota, Fungi, Ascomycota, Sordariomycetes, Hypocreales, Clavicipitaceae.
AUGUCUUCCAUAUUCCAAAAACGACUCAAAAAGCUAAACAUAACUAAAACAAAGAGCCCUUCUUGCAAAGAACUCUUUCGAUUCACCACAAAAGAACACUACACUUGUCUACUAGCAGCCCUCCUUACAUCAUGCCUCGUCGCAGCCUUCAAGACUGGCCUCGCCAUUGCCCUGGGCAGAGUCUUUGACAUAAUCGCCGAUUUUGCUGCCCAAAAAAUGGAUCCCAAUCAAACCCUUAGCUCUGUCUCACGAUGGUGCAUCAUUCUUGUGCUGCUCGGCGUUGGCGUCUGUCUCGCUAACACGGCGUUCCUCUGCCUCUGGUUCGCUUUUGGAGAACUACAAGCGGCCAAUUCGCGAAAAAUGACUUUUUCAACGCUUUUAAGCUUUGAGAAUUCUUGGUUUGAUGUGCUUCCACACGGAACAGCAAGCCUACUAGUUGGAAUACAGACACGAAUUCGAGAGCUACAGCUCGCUACAUCACAAGUCAUGGGACUGCUAGUGACAGACAUUCUGACUUCGCUAGGGUCGCUCGCUAUAGCCUUUUACUCUUCGUGGAAACUUACUCUUGUUCUCCUCUCGACGAUCCCAGUUUGUUUGCUUGUACUGUCUUACCUCGGGAGCAAGCUAGAGCCGGCUAUUGCGCAACAGAAAUCGGAGUUACAAGUCGCUUCUAAACUUGCAGCAGCUUCCAUUUCGGCAGUGGACCAAGUCAAAGUAUACAAUGGCUAUGCUCAUGAGCUGAAACAGUACAAAAUUGCCAUCCAACGAGCAGGGAAGCAGUUCUUUAUCCAAGCGGCAUGCAACGCGCUGCAAAUGGGAUGGACCAACUUUUGGGUUGUCAGCCUGUUUGUACUUGGAUUCUGGUAUGGACUCGUCUUGGUACAGCAAGGUCUCUCCCCAGGAGUUGUGCUAACUACGUUCUAUGCGGUGCUCACCGCACUCCAAGGCCUAGAGAGUCUUCUUCCACAGUGGCUUGUAUUUUCCAAGGGAAUAUCGGCUGCGUCGAAUCUGUACAAAAUACAAAGGGACGCUAAGAAUAUUCAAAAAUCCAAGCAGCCAUUUAAGCUCUUCAAGCCAGAAUACUUUGCUGGCGAUGUCGAACUUCGUAAUGUCCAGUUUUCCUAUAAGGGACAUACAGAAACCCCCGCUUUGAAAGAGGCCAGUCUUCUCUUCCCUGCCGGUCAAACUACUUUCAUCAUUGGACAAAGUGGUUCUGGCAAGAGUACCGUCGGGCAGCUCGUGGCGGGCAUCUACGCUCCUAUGGGCGGAGCACUAUACUUUGACGGACACGCAUCUGAGCUGAUUGAUAGGGAUUGGAUUCGCCAGAAUGUGAUUCUUGUUGAACAAUCAAGUCACAUCUUUGAUGACACGAUUGUGGCCAAUCUCAUGCUAGGUAUGCGCGAAGGUCAGCAAGGCGUAGCUGAAGAGAUGUCGAAACUGCUAAGCCAGUUAGAUGUUGUCGACAUUCUUGGUGAAGUAGGAGCUCGAAUCAACGAUAACAAUGGAACCCAAAAUCAACUGAGCGGUGGACAAAAGCAACGAGUGGCUCUUGCUAGAGCAAGAAUACGCGAUCCUCAGGUACUUAUCCUUGACGAAGCUACGUCUGCGCUAGACGUGGCGAACCGACAGAUUGUUAUGGAGGCAAUUCGAAGCUGGAGAAAGGACAAAACCACCGUCAUCAUCACUCAUGACAUGUCGCAGAUCCGACAAGAAGAGUAUGUCUAUGUCAUGGAUAGUGGGAGCGUCAAACAAAGCGGCUUCAAACGUGACAUCAGUCCGCCAGCGAACAAGCCCUCUAGACUUCUCACGAAGCCUAUACCGCUAUAUCCGUAUCAACAAUUCCUUACAGCUAUUCCGACUACGCUAGCCAAUACCUAUUUUGAUGCUCCGGUUUCCAACUUUCCCAAGAGAACCUCCUCCAUUCGCCGAUUUGGUCUCCCACAGCUGGAUGGCCCCUUGUCUCCAAGAAAUUCGUUGCUGCUACCCCGUCACCGAAACUCCAUCAUAUCAACAACUAGAGCAUAUCCCCCUCGAAAUCAAAGCCGAUCUCGCGAAUCAAGAAUCCCAAUACACGAUCCUCUACCACAAGUCAACCACAACGUUUCUUUCACACAAGACGAGCCACCUUCGCCAGAGCUACCCUCCCCGUACGGCCAACAGAAUCGCCCCUCUUCGGUAGCACGCAACUUACCUCUCAUAACAUCCUUUCAAGAAGAACCCAUACUGGAGAAAGUCGACGAGGCCAUAUCACCCACAUCUACCGCUGCACCACUGUUUACCAGCACAACACUAGAGACUCUCCCCAAGAGCUCUCUCUACAAAACGCUAUCUACGGUAUGGCCAAACUUGGGGAUCAAAGAACGUAUCUACCUCAUAGCCGGCACAACAUCAUGCAUCAUAUCAGCGGUCACCACACCAGCUUUUGCAUACUGCUUCGCUCAACUGCUCUCAGCAAUGUGGUCCUCCCCAUCUGUCAACAGCCAACACUGGGCAUUGAUUCUGCUUGGAAUAGCUCUUGCCGAUGGCCUGUCAAGUAUUGCAGGCCGGUUGUUCUUUGAAAUGGUUGCCCAGAGUUGGGUAGAUACGCUCCGUCUCCGCGCUCUGGACUGUAUUCUGCACCAAGACAUGGCCUGGCACGAGCGUGACGAAAACAACGUCAACAGAAUCUGCGAAUCUCUCGACAGAAACUCCGAGGAAAUGCGCAACAUUGUCGGUCGCUUCCUACCCAUUGUGAUCACAGCUACUGUCAUGGUUCUUGUCUCUCUCUUCUGGGCCCUCGCUACAAACUGGCGCUUGUCACUGGUCACCCUCGCUCCUCUGCCCAUUAUAGUAUGUGCCGUAAAGGUGUAUGCACAUAUCAAUGAGAAGUAUGAAGAAAAGUGUAAUACAGCUGCACAGAUAGCCAGCUCCAUUAUGAGCGAGGUCUUUGAACGCGUCAAGACCGUUCGCAUCUAUACACUCGAGCGACACUUUGGUGAUAAGCACACCAAAGCUGUGGAUGCCGCAUUCCGUCUCGGUAUCCAACGGAGCAUGUACUCAUGUCUGCCCUUUGGUAUCUACCAGUCAUUUAGUUUCGGACUCAUUGCACUAGCCUUUUACUAUGGCACUCGCCUACUGACACAUGACACUUCGAUGUCGCCAACAUCCAUGCUCCAAGUCAUGAACCUCUUGUUGUUCAGCAUCGGCGCAGCCACAGAUUUGCUUAGCAACGUGCCCCAACUUACCAUGGCACAAGUAACUGCAGCUCAGAUGCUCGAGUAUGUCAAUCUCUCACUGGACGCGAAGACAGGUCCUGCCAUGGCGCCCAUAUGGACAAUUGGACCGCUUCCUGUGCGCAUGACAAACUUACAGUUCUCAUAUCCAAGCCAGCCUGAUGAGCUAGUAUUACACAAGAUAUGUCUUGAUAUACAGCCCGGUCAGUGCAUUGCAUUCGUAGGUCCAUCUGGAAGCGGCAAGUCGACUCUGCUGUCCCUUAUGCUUGGUCUGCAGAAGCCAAUGGCGUCUCCGUCGCACAUCAAUCCGCUUUCAUUUGCAGGGGUGCCCCAUGAAGCAAUCAAUUUACAUCGCCUACGAUCUACAAUGGGCUAUGUUCCUCAAACAUCGUUUUUAUUUCCGGCAUCUGUCGCCGCCAACAUCUCCUACGGCAUGCCAGAUGCCUCGCUCUCAAGCAUCAUGGGAGCGGCCCGUGAAGCAGGUAUCCACGAGUUCAUUGAGUCGCUUCCUGAAGGAUACAAUACCAUCUUGGGAGAUGGUGGCCGUUCUCUCUCCGGCGGCCAAGCCCAAAGAAUCUGUAUUGCACGUGCGCUUGUUCGCCAGCCAGAGCUUCUUCUUCUUGAUGAGCCGACAAGUGCGCUGGACGGAGAGAGCGCAGAGGUUAUACGACGAACUAUACAUUCCUUAAUGAGAACAAGGAGAGACACGGCCAUUGUGGUGGCCACUCAUUCUACGGAUAUGAUGCGAGCUGCGGGAUCACUUGUUGUUUUGUCGUCGGGCGAGAUUGUCGCUCGUGGUGGCUUUGAUGAAUUACUACGGAGUUCGAGUGUUUUCAGACGUUUAGUUCACCAGGUGCAGCCCGUUUCUUAA